AUGCUUUUUUAUUGUGCAUAAUAAAGCAAAGAAUUAGAGAGUUCAGAUUAUAAAAUUUGUUCAAAUUUAGAAAGAAAACAACUAUUAUAGCAAAUUCAAGCUCUCUUUAGCGAGCUUGAGAUCGUAGAUUACUACAUCAAGGUUAAGAGCUUAAUAACUCUAGAUAUUAUUUUGAAGUACUCUAAACUAGGGAUCUUGAUUCCGUUUGAUAUAAGUGAAGAAAAUUUCUAAAAAAUGCUUGCCAUUGUCUGUGUAUUGACAUCAUGGAACGAGUUUAAUAAUCAAGGAGACUUUAGAUUUUAAGAUGCUUACAAAGUCCUAGGUCUAGAAUUUUCUUAAAAAAAUCAUGAGUAAUUAUUGAUUUCUCAAAACAAAAUGGAAGAUAUUAUAAUCAAAGAGUAUAAUUAGGAUAAUUUGAUUAAGGUAAACUAUGAUUUGAUAAACCAGUAUCAAAUAUAAUUUCAAGCAAACAGUUAAGUUGAUAUGAAUACUUUAUCCUAGUCUCAAGACGAUUCUUAGUUCUUUUUGGAAAGUGAGAUUAAAGAUGAAAUAUUUAAUCAAUUUGUGAAAGGAGUUUUCAUAGCAUUAUCUACGCAAAAUAUAUAGGAAAUAUAGAAUAACUCUAUCACUUAAUCUGAUUUACUACUAAGGGCAAUAAAAUAGGCUACAGUCAAACUUCUAAAGAAGGUUUAAACAUAAAAAAUGAAUGAUGGAAACAUCUUGAUAUUUACCUAAAGUAAAGAAGAGCAAUUUUAUGUUAUAAUCUAAGCGACAUAAUAAGUUUAUGACUACUUCAAGAAAAAACUAAAGAAUUUAUAGAUUGAUUCUUCUCUCUAAAGAAAAUUUGCAAAUUAAUGA
Stylonychia lemnae is the source of this 858-nucleotide messenger RNA. The record is from the annotation of a GenBank genome assembly. NCBI's taxonomy places the organism in Eukaryota, Ciliophora, Spirotrichea, Sporadotrichida, Oxytrichidae.